AGAGAGAGAGAGAGAGAGAUCAGAGGAGGUGGAGACACACACAUACCUAUACAAGUGAUCAGUGUUGAAACGCAGGCCUUUUCGUUCAUACCCAAUAUAACUUUCAUUCCUGUCAGGAUUAUUAUCUGUCGGACAGCUGGGAUUCUGUUAGUCCUUUUUAAAAGCCUUAUUUUGUUCGUUUCCGUUUCGUUGUCGUCGGGUUUCUGUUGGAUCUUUAGUGUCUGGCUAGCGAGCACAGCUAACCGCAGCUAGCCGGAUAAAUCUCUUUCCUCGGCCUCAGGAGCCCAUUACACACACAAAAUGGCAUUAAAACGAAUUCACAAGGAACUGACUGAUCUGGGCCGGGACCCUCCAGCACAGUGCUCAGCAGGACCGGUUGGAGAUGACUUGUUUCACUGGCAAGCAACAAUUAUGGGACCUAAUGACAGUCCAUAUCAAGGGGGUGUGUUUUUCUUGACCAUUCAUUUUCCUACAGACUACCCUUUCAAACCACCUAAGGUUGCAUUCACGACAAGAAUUUAUCACCCAAAUAUUAACAGUAAUGGCAGCAUCUGUUUGGAUAUUCUAAGGUCACAGUGGUCUCCUGCGUUAACUAUCUCUAAAGUUCUAUUGUCCAUCUGCUCACUGUUAUGUGAUCCAAACCCAGAUGAUCCAUUAGUGCCAGAGAUAGCACGUAUCUAUAAAACAGACAAUGAAAAGUACAACAGAAUAGCUCGGGAAUGGACUCAAAAAUCCCAGCUGUUUGAUGUUGAUUCUGAAUUUUGGAUAUCUACCAGGAAAGGAAUCAUGGCUGGUGAGGAUCCAUACCAUUCAGGGUACAUUGAACAAAUUGACCCGUUCAGAGACGACACGAUAUGGAUGACCAUGGACUCGUCACCGUUUACGGGCAUCCACAACAAUAAUGUUAUGAGGACAGCAGUUGACGGACCUUAUCUGCGAAUCGUCGAACAGCCAAAACAGAGGGGCUUCAGGUUCCGCUAUGGAUGUGAAGGCCCCUCCCACGGAGGACUCCCAGGGGCCUCCAGCGAGAAGAACAGGAAGUCUUACCCACAAGUGAAGAUCUGUAACUAUCAGGGUCCUGCACGAGUGGUAGUUCAGCUGGUGACCAACACUCAACAGCCUCAUCUUCAUGCUCACAGCUUGGUGGGGAAACAGUGCGAAAAAGGAAUCUGCAUUGCCGACUUGCAGCCCAAAGAUGCAAGCAUCAGUUUUCCUAAUUUGGGCAUUUUGCAUGUGACAAAAAAGAACGUAAGCAAAGUUUUGGAAGAGAGGAUGGUCGAGGCCUACAAGAUGGGGUAUAACUAUGGCGUAUCCAUCCAUCCUGAUAUAGAUGCCCUACAAGGAGAGGUUCGCAUGCCCAGAGAACUCACAGAUCUUGAGAGGAACGUGAUUAGCAGUGCAGCUACUGUUCAGUCGAAGGAGAUGGAUCUGAGCGUGGUACGGCUCAUGUUCACAGCCUUUCUUCCUGAUAGUGAUGGAGGAUUCUCCCGCAGACUGGAACCGGUCAUUUCAGACCCCAUCUAUGACAGCAAGGCCCCAAAUGCCUCCAAUCUCAAAAUUGUGCGGAUGGAUCGGACUGCCGGCUGUGUGACUGGAGGAGAGGAGGUCUAUCUGCUGUGUGACAAAGUCCAGAAAGAUGAUAUCCAGGUGCGGUUUUAUGAAGAUGAUGAGUCAGGUCUAACCUGGGAGGCCUACGGGGAUUUCUCCCCGACUGACGUCCACAGACAGUUUGCCAUCGUCUUCAAGACGCCUAAAUAUCGGGACCAGAACCUCCAGAAGCCCAUCUCUGUGUUUGUGCAGCUAAAAAGGAAGUCAGACAAUGAAACGAGCGAACCCAAACCUUUCACCUACCAUCCACAGAUUAUAGACAAAGAAGAAGUCCAGAGAAAGAGACAGAAGACUCUGCCAAACUUCCAGGACUACAGUGGAGCAGGAGGUGGAGCUGGUGGCAUGUUUAGAGGAGGAGGAGGAGGAUCUACAGCAGGGGGUGGUCCCAGUGGAGGAGGAGGAGGACAUUUCUUCCAGGGAUAUCAAACCUAUAACAAUUAUGGGUCUGGAUACAACUUCUCAGGCAUGGGAGGAGGCGGGACCACCAUCAAGCACGCAUAUCAAGAACCAGUGGAAGACAGCGAUGAAGACAGUGACAGUGAUAACGAUGAUGAUCCGGCAGCAGGUGGGGUGGUGCGAAUCUUUGCUCAGCCUGAACCUGUUAAUUUGGGAGUGGCAAGUGAAAACACAGAUCCUACAGAAGAGUUAAACACCACAGACUGUGUCUUAGAGCCGCAUUUGGCUGAGCUAGCUGGAAGACAGGCUCAAGCUCUCUUUCAUUAUGCAGUAAGCGGUGACGCUAGAAUGCUUCUGGGUCCACAGCGCCCCCUCAUGACCACUCAAGAUGAAAACGGAGACACGGGUUUACAUCUGGGAGUGAUCCAUAGUCAGACAGAUGCCGUGAGAAAUCUAGCACAAGUCAUCUCGGCUCUUCCCGGAGAGGAUAUACUCAACAUGAGGAAUGAUCUCUACCAGACUCCUUUGCACCUAGCAGUGUUGACGCAGCAAAAAGAGGCAGUCGAGGCCUUGUUGGAGGCCGAGGUUGAUGUCACGCUCACAGAUCGCCAUGGAAACACGGCACUUCACCUGGCGGCUCAGCAGAAAGAGGACAGCGUGCUGCGAUUGCUGCUGAAGCACGAAUCAGUGGCGCAAUUAACCAGCAUCCCCAACACAGCAGGUCUCUGUCCACUUCACCUGGCUGUACAGGCGAACAGUUUGAGUUGUGUGCGGGCCCUGCUGGAUGGUGGGGCAGAUGUGGAGGUUCAGGAGCUCACGUGUGGCCGCACAGCACUUCACCUGGCCACAGAGCUGGAAAACCUUUCUCUCACUGGCUGUUUGUUGCUGGAGGGUAACGCAUAUGUAGAUAGCGUCACCUAUAACGGCUCAACUCCUCUGCACAUUGCUGCAGGACGGGACUCAACCAAACUGUGCGCGCUCUUGAUGACUGCGGGAGCAGAUCCUCAUAAAGAAAACUUUGAACCACUGUUCUUCAAAGAUGAUGAGUUGUGUGGUACAUGUGAGGAGGACGACGAGGAAGAUGAAGGCUAUAUUCCUGGGACAACCCCUCUGAAUAUGGCAACCUCCCCACAGGUGUAUGAUAUUCUUAACGGAGAGGAGUAUCAGCCCAUCACUGUUGUCGUUCCACCGCAAGGUGACAUGAAGAGCUUGAGCUCUGAUACAAAGCAGGAGCUGUGCCAGGCACUGGAAGGACAGACAGGAGGCUGGGAGAGUCUGGCUCAUGCUCUGGGUCUUGGCAUCCUGACCAGCGCAUUCAGACUCAGCUCCUGCCCUGCUGGAAAGCUGCUGGACAGCUAUGAGGUGUCUGGAGGAACGGUGCGUGAGCUGGUGGAGGGACUGAAGCAUGUUGGGAACAGCAGUGCUGUCAGUUUACUCCAGGCUGUGUGUAAGGAGCCUGAAGUUGUCCAAACCACGCCCCAGUUCACAGGUCCAGGGCUCUAUAAGUCUAUUCAGGGUUUGACACUGGGCCCCCAUCAGGAGGAGAGUGGGAUAUGCGACAGCGGGGUGGAGACGUCUUUCUAGACCCCCCGGCCUUAGUCUCGCCGACCCCAAACACAAUCGCACAAACUGAGGCCUGACCCUAAAAACCAGCUUCUCCCUCCUCACUACAGCAGCAGCGCCACUCAACCUCAGGACACGCCUCCAAACUCUUUUAUUGGCCACCGCCCACUGUGGAUGCUCCACCCAAAAUUGCAAAUGAGGGAACUUUGAAGAGUCCUUAAGCUUUCCGGCCACAGCAAUUUUUUUUUUGUUGUUUUUUGAGCUUUUAUUAAGAAUAAUACCAAAAAGCACUUAUUUGAAGAUCUUAUUUUGUCCUUUAAGAGCUAUAUUUUCUUGGUCAGUUUCAGUCUCCAAGUGGUUAGAUUUAAUUAAGCUUAAGCUGAGGCAGCAGAUGACAUCCAGAGCACAUAUGUACGAAACUCAAUAUUUAGGUUCAUGAUGCGUUGGACUCAUGCAUUUGUACAUUCUCAGGCUUGAUUUGCUAAAAUCUGAAGCUGAAUUUUUUAUAAAUGCAGAAUUCGUCUGGUUUAAUAAGUCUAGCCUUAUUUGUUUCGUUAAUAUUUUAACGAACAAUCCGGUUUAAAAACAGCAACUUAAGUUUAUACAACUUAUUAUGCAGACUUUCUCCUGUAGUCAUUUUCUCACAAUACAACCAUGUGUUGGAUGAAGAGGAGCGGAAAAGGCGGUCUGCUGGAUUAUUAUGACCCUUUGGAACAAUCAGAUAUGUUUGAUGAUGAAAAAAAGCUCAUUCUUUCAUAAAAGACCUAUUCUACUGUUGUCCCUCACCUCUUCAGCUGUAAUGAACAACAUUAUUUGGGGUGGCGCUAGGAUUGAUUGUGCAUUUAGUGGUGCUACCUGUAAUUCCUGUUUUUUUUGCUCAAUGGUUCUGUUGAAGGAGACAUCGGAUUUAAUUUUCUACUUUUUAGCUUUUUUUGUCUGCCAGCUCAGAAAAGCUGUCAUCCAGUCUAAAACUGUCAUCCAGUGAGCUCGUUCAAUUUGAACCCGGUUUCUUCGUAGAUAGCUAUUUGAAUAAGACCACCUCCGAGCCAUAUAUGGAUAUAUUAGACACGCCCCACAGAAGAGAGGGGUGGAGUCAGCAGUAGCUCAUUAUCAUUUAAAGAGACGUGCACUGAGACAGGUCACUGUGGAUAGAGCUAGUUUUGACAGGGUAAAAAGGAUGUUGUUUUAUAUGAUCACUAAGGAAUUUUAACCAACGUAUGUUACAUACAUGUCAAAAAAGAAUCAUACCAACUUGUAGAAAAUGGGCAUCCGAUGUCCCCUUUAAAAAAAAAUUAAUAAGCUUUGAGAGAAUAUUCUCUCUUCCACAUUUUUGAUUGAUUUAAAAAUAAAAACAGGAGGGUCAGUCCUGGGCAGCGAUUGGAGUGUGUUUGAUUAGAUUUUGAUGGACUGUGUGUGUGUGUAUGUGCGUGUGUGUGUGACUUUGAGGAGCUUUACAGGAUGCGUUUAUGACGACUGUAAUAACCUGAUGCCUCAAAUGCCCUUUAUGAAAUAUUUGUAGUUACAUUUUUAUCUUCUUGUUAAAGAAAUAAUUUCAUUCCCUUCUGCUGUGUGUUAUCUCAGGCUGUAUAAGACAAAAUAUCACUCUGAUUUAGGAUCAGUUGAGUUCAAUUAGAACUGAUCCCAGAUCAGCUGUCUUUUUUGUUGAUGUUUUGCUCUGUGAAAUUUUCUAGACGUGGCCUCCGACCUUUAAACUGACUUGGGGACUCGUGUCACCAAAAUGUGUCUAGCUGCCAUAAUAUUUUCAUAUUAUAUGUUUAAAAAGCAACAAAACCAUCUGAAACCCCAAACUAAAGGUUUGUCAGGCACUAUUGUUUUUUUUGUUUGUUUGUUUUUUUUUUUUUGGCUGUAAAUUGGUAUUUAUGUGAAAAAUGUAUGCUUUGUUACUGGUUUUAUUGUGAUACUUUUAUAAUAAAACAAUUCAUUGUG
Molecule: messenger RNA, 5514 nt
Organism: Labeo rohita (rohu)
Lineage: Eukaryota; Metazoa; Chordata; Actinopteri; Cypriniformes; Cyprinidae
Gene: nfkb1
Product: nuclear factor of kappa light polypeptide gene enhancer in B-cells 1
Exons: 31
Coding region: 301-3588 (1095 amino acids)
Biological process (GO): regulation of transcription by RNA polymerase II; response to cytokine; cellular response to stress
Cellular component (GO): cytoplasm
Molecular function (GO): protein binding; RNA polymerase II cis-regulatory region sequence-specific DNA binding; DNA-binding transcription factor activity, RNA polymerase II-specific
Source: RefSeq, a predicted model, not a curated record